This is a messenger RNA of Lutzomyia longipalpis, 821 nucleotides long. It is a transcript of the gene MCTS1, whose product is annotated as malignant T-cell-amplified sequence 1 homolog. Bases 144 to 692 code for a protein of 182 amino acids. Gene Ontology annotation, biological process: formation of translation preinitiation complex. The record is from RefSeq and is a predicted model, not a curated record. Lineage: Eukaryota; Metazoa; Arthropoda; Insecta; Diptera; Psychodidae. The transcript is spliced from 4 exons. Gene Ontology annotation, molecular function: RNA binding.
UGCUAGUCAACAUCGAUAUGUCAUCAUCCAUAGCCAAGCAAACCAAGUCGUAGAGUUUGCGGUGUUGAUGUAUCGUUUCACCAGAUUUUUCACUAAAAUUACAUUUUUGAGGGAAUAUUAAUAUAUGAGAAAAUUCUAUUAAAAUGUUCAAGAAAUUUGAUGAAAAAGAAAGUGUUUCUGGAACUCUGCAGCUCAAAUCAUCUGUGCAAAAGGGUAUCCGAGCGAAACUUAUUGAACAAUUUCCCGAUCUAGAGCAGUUUAUGGAUGUUAUACUUCCAAAGAAGGAUGGAUUCAAAAUAGUAAAAUGCCACGAUCAUAUAGAAAUAAUUGUCAACACCAGUGGGGAGCAGUUAUUCUUUCGGCAACGUGAAAGUGCAUGGAUGCCGACUCUCAGGUUAUUUCAUAAAUAUCCAGUGUUCCUUCCCAAAGAACAAGUGGACAAGGGAGCGAUUAGAUUUGUUCUUAGUGGUGCGAAUAUCAUGUGCCCGGGUCUCACUUCACCGGGAGCGAGGAUGACACCCGUAGAAAAAGGAUCUAUUGUAGCAAUCAUUGCUGAAGGAAAACAAAACGCUUUGGCUAUUGGAGUGACGACUCUUUCCACAGAGGACAUUGCAAAGAUCAACAAAGGAAUUGGCGUGGAAAACUGCCACUAUCUUAAUGAUGGCCUAUGGCAAAUGAAACCCAUAAAGUAAUCAUCCUUCUUAGGAGGGAUCUCGUGUGAUGAGAAGGACCUUGAUGUGGUUGGUCACCUAUCACUCAUUGAUGUGUAAACUCUAUUUGUAUUGAAUUUGAAGGAAUUACAACCAGAGUCGGAUCAUCAA